Messenger RNA from Cladophialophora immunda, 1732 nucleotides. RefSeq lists its product as uncharacterized. Bases 300 to 1487 code for a protein of 395 amino acids. NCBI's taxonomy places the organism in Eukaryota, Fungi, Ascomycota, Eurotiomycetes, Chaetothyriales, Herpotrichiellaceae. The transcript has 2 exons. The record is from RefSeq and is a predicted model, not a curated record.
UGCAGGAUGGCGGUGAAGUUUUGGUGUCAACCAGCAAUCGACUUGCGUGUGUCACCAUGUCCUCUUGAGAGAAACCCAACAUCUGUGCUUCUGCCUUUCUGUCUCCUUUCCGUAUACACCGGGGUCCUGGCGUUGUCGGGUUGGGGUCAUUUGAUGCUUGGGACUUGGACACUGCUGAUACCAUUUGCCUCCAGGCUAUUCCCCAGCCAGAGAAAUAUAAUGCUCCUGGUGGGAUAUAUGACUCAACCACCAACAUCACUUCAAAACAGGGCUGAUCUUCGAUUUUUGCGUGUUUGAAGAUGUGCAGGUUUCUUGUGUACAAGGGCUCUGAGCCGAUCAUUCUUUCCAAGUUGAUCACCGAACCGUCACACAGCAUUCUCACACAAUCUUAUGACAGCCGCCUUCGCCUGGAUAGCCGCCGCCCCGUCAACGGGGAUGGUUUCGGAGUUGGCUGGUACACAGAGCCAGAACUAGGACCAGACCCAUGUAUCUUUACAUCAACUCUGCCGGCCUGGAACUGCGUUAACCUCGAACGUCUCGCACCCAAGACGGCCUCGAGGCUCAUCUUUGCUCAUGUCAGGGCCACUACCGAAGGGUCGUUGGCCGAGAACAAUUGCCACCCUUUCCAGCACAACACGUUGAUGUGGAUGCAUAACGGCAACAUUGGGGCAUGGAAGUAUGUGAAACGCCCACUCGCCGACAGUCUCUCGGACAAAUGGUUCCUCGGUGUGAAAGGCGGCACCGAUUCCGAAUGGGCGUUUGCAUUAUUUCUUGAUACAUUGGAGCAUGAAGGGGUGGAUCCCAGCUCCGAGCCCGACGGUGGUUUCGAUACCAAGACUCUGCGGCGGGCCAUGAAGAAGACCAUUGCCCAAAUCAAUGCCUUUGUAAAGGCCGUUCCUCCCGAAUACAAGGUCCCGGAUGUGGAGACCAGAAGCCUGCUCAAUUUUGCCGUGACAGACGGCCACUCCGUCAUCGUCACCCGAUAUGUCAGCAGCAAAACCGACGCAGCCGCCAGUUUGUACUACUCAUCUGGCACAGCGUGGGUCGAAGGAAAGAUGAAAGGGCAGUUCAAGAUGGAGAGGAGAGACAAAGCCUCCGACGUGGUCCUGGUCGCUAGCGAGCCGCUCACAUUCGAGCGGCACAACUGGCUAGCCGUACCAACGAAUACAAUCGUUACCAUCUGUAAGCAGACGGUGUACGUGCGGCCGAUCAAGGAUGAAUAUUAUGAUCCAGAUCCCUCGACGGAACGUUCGACAGGCUUUGCCAGGUCCAAAGGGCUAGUAUCAAAAGCUCCUGGUGGGGGGACUGCGACACCCACUCCGCUUGCUGGAACGCCAGUCCCACGCGCCGAAGUCGAAAAUACGACGGGGGAAUACAUUGUGAAAGAAGAUCUAGAUGCAUUCCGUGAAAAGAUGGCGAAAUUGCAGCUUCAGAAAUGCCGGGAGACCAACGGGGUAACAGAUCAGCUACUGGUUUCAGGAACCUAAUCUGCUACCUCGACCUCUUUGACCAGGACGUGUAUGAUCCGGAGAGAAGUGCCCUUUCCCAGCGCAGGAGUGUAUGAUUGAGUUGGAAAAUUUCGGGAGCUAUAGGUCAAAAUUGAUAUGAAGGCGCAGAACGACUAAGGUUGGAAAAGCGGAUGAAGCAAGGUGCUCGGGAGUUGAUACCAUCUCUAAAUUGUUCGAUCAAGGUGGCUCUGAUACUGAAUCUCAAAUACCCCCAUUCGUUCAAA